CACGAUAUCGUCUGUGUCUGAGUUUGCCCGGGUCAAACUUUGAUUCAUUAUAGGACCGUUAUACCAUUUUCUUCCUUUUCUUCUGUAACUUCUACCUUUCUCUCACUUUCUUGACAGCAACGGUUAUCAUCUACUAUCUUCAAGAUUAAUGGCGCCGGUGGAAACCGAGUUUUACGACCUUCUUGGGGUCCCCGUGGAUGUCGAUGAUACGCAGCUCAAGAAGGCCUACAGGAAACAGGCGAUGAAGUAUCAUCCAGACAAGAACCCGUCACCCGAUGCGGAAGAAAAGUUCAAGGAAAUCAGCAAGGCCUAUCAAGUUCUCUCUGACUCGAACUUGCGAGCUGUGUACGAUAAGAACGGAAAAUCUAUGGUGGACAAGGAAGGUGGAAUCAACAUGGAGGAUGCUGCCGGCUUCUUUGCCAAUGUCUUUGGCGGUGAACGAUUUGCAGAAUAUAUCGGAGAAAUCACCAUCAUGAAGGAUAUGACAACCGUGGCUACGAUGAUGACAGAGGAAGAAAAAGCAGAGGUCGAGACUCAGCUCAACGGCGGCCAGAAACCCGACAGUUCUGCAACAUCAACAACGCUCUCUGCCGAUAAUUCCGAAUCAUCAAAGCCGUCACAACCUACUCCUCAGUCGACGCCUCAACCUGCACCGCCUGAUGCCCAAUUACAUCCAAGCUCCCUCGUCCUACACGCCAAUGACAGCAAAGACGCGUCCACAGCUUCACUAUCCCCCAGCGCCAAAGAGAGUGCAAGAGAGAAGGAAAAGGAAGCUGCUGCACGCAAGAAGAGAGUAGCUGCGGAACACAGGGAGAAGUGGCGAGAACAAGAGAAAGAGCGUCGCAAAGCCAUGGAAGAGAGAGUAGCGACGCUGACCAGGAAACUAACAGAGAGGCUACGUCCGUUUGUGGAGGCCAAGAACCCAGGUGAUAAGGAUGAUCCGGAAACACAGGCAUUUGAGGCAAAGUUCAAGAGAGAAGCAGAGGACUUGAAGCUAGAGAGCUUUGGCGUCGAGCUUCUGCAUACCAUCGGGAUGGUCUACAUGAUGAAGGCAACUUCAUUCCUCAAGUCAAAAAAGUUUUUCGGCAUCCCAGGGUUCUUUUCGCGUUUGAAGGAAAAGGGCUCAUUGGCCAAAGACGUUUGGGGCGUUAUCGGAAGCGCAUUGAGCGUGAGAGAUGUGAUGCUCGAAAUGGAGAAGAUGCAGGCUAAGGGUGAACUGGGCGAAGAGGAACUAAGAGCGCUUGAAAUGGAUGUGACUGGCAAGAUUAUGCUGGCGUCAUGGCGUGGAGCACGACUGGAAGUGGUACAAGUUCUUCGUGAAGUACUUGAUCAUGUGUUGAAAGAGCAAGGCGUCCCAGAUAGGGUUAUGUACAACCGGGCCAGAGGACUACUUCUCAUCGGAGCCAUUUUCAAGUCAACGGUGCCAGAUGAGUCGGAUGCGGAACGCAGAGAACUAGAAAGGAUGGUAGCUGAGGCUGCAGCACCUAAACCGAAGCAUAAGGCUGCGAAAUCCAAGCGGGAAGAGAUGAUUAAAGCGAAAGAACUCGCUGAGAAACAGGCCAAGGAGAAGCCUUCGCCUACUCCUGCUGAAGCGUCGGCACCUGAGCCUUCUGCUUCUACGUGAGUAUGAUUAUUGAUUGCGUCUUUGCUAUGUUUCCUUUAGAAUAAGUUUUUCUUAUCUUUCAUGCCAGGGAUGAUCAGUAUUUUAAUGGAAUCUAGUUAUCUUUAAACCUUUAGGAAUAUCCUAGUACGACUGUUAUGACGAGCCUGACUGAUUUCUCAUUGGCUAAACGAUACCGCUUGCCAUUGGCUGAGCUCGAACAAUGCGUC
Guyanagaster necrorhizus is the source of this 1830-nucleotide messenger RNA. RefSeq names its product DnaJ-domain-containing protein. Gene Ontology annotation, cellular component: cytosol. The coding region runs from base 149 to 1624 and encodes 491 amino acids. The transcript has 12 exons. Gene Ontology annotation, biological process: protein import into peroxisome matrix. NCBI's taxonomy places the organism in Eukaryota, Fungi, Basidiomycota, Agaricomycetes, Agaricales, Physalacriaceae. The record is from RefSeq and is a predicted model, not a curated record.